AUGGAAAAAUAUAAGAAAGACAUCAGAUGGUAUAAAAGUAUGUGGAUUAGGUAGAUUAGAAAACUGUCAGAACAAUAGAAAAAGAAGUAAUUUUAUAAUAUUAAUUUAGGAAGAAAAGAGUGAAUCAACUAUAGUUUCAUUUAAUAAAUCAUUUGGAAAGGUUAAUGUUUUAGAUUUAAAAGCUCGAAGAGAAAAAUAAGAAUAGAAGGAGUAUUUUAAUUAUUAUUCUUGAUAAUCAGGCAGCAGUUAAAGAAAUGGUUUUUAAACUACAUAAAUUAUAAAAAUAUGAAAAAGCCUUAUAAGAAGACCGUAAAAAAAUGGGGAGCAAAUAAAACUUAUUAUUUAACAAUAUAAUAAUUGAAGUAAAAGGUAUUAAAAACGAAGUGAAAUAAUAGAUAUGUUAAGAGAUUAUUUAGAAUCUAAGAAGAAAUGAUUAAGAUAUNUAAAUUGGUUCAUAAAUGCCAGAAAUAACCUAAAAAAUAAAUCAUCUAAGGAAAAGAAAUUUAAACAUGUGA
This is a messenger RNA of Paramecium sonneborni, 515 nucleotides long. The record is from the annotation of a GenBank genome assembly. NCBI's taxonomy places the organism in Eukaryota, Ciliophora, Oligohymenophorea, Peniculida, Parameciidae.